Messenger RNA from Schistocerca serialis cubense, 2491 nucleotides. RefSeq names its product polypeptide N-acetylgalactosaminyltransferase 1-like. Bases 304 to 2238 code for a protein of 644 amino acids. The transcript has 12 exons. The record is from RefSeq and is a predicted model, not a curated record. Gene Ontology annotation, cellular component: Golgi apparatus. Lineage: Eukaryota; Metazoa; Arthropoda; Insecta; Orthoptera; Acrididae.
CGGAGCAGAGGCGCACGGCGCGUUCGCACGUGAGCGGCCGCCGUGGUAAGCCGCGAGCAGGUAGACUCGCUCCGCCGUGUUUACCGACGUCGGAACAUUGUUUUUCUCGCCCGUACUGCAGCAAGAAGCGAGCGCACCCUUGGGCAGCAACUGUCUGCGGAUGAUUCCUACGUGUGUGUGCUCGUCCGUCCGUGGACACAGAGGCGUCACCGGAGAAGAAAGGCAGCGUUAGGAGUCCGUAGGCCGACUAACGGAGCGGUGGAGCCCGGACAGCCGCUGUGGGGCGGCGGCAGCGGCUGCGGCAUGCGGCUGUGGCUGGGGCUGGGGCUGUGCAGGCGGCGGUGCCGCAGCCCCCGUGUGGUGCUGGCGUGGCUGCUGCUGCUGCUGGUCUGCGCCGCCGCCGCCCUCGUCCUCCUGCUGGCGCUGCUGCUCCUGCUGCCAGACGGCCUGGAGGACGGCUCAGAGUUUGGUGUGGGCGUAGGCAUUGGCAUGGCUGUCGAGGAGGACGACUGGAUCCCCGUCAGAUCCGGCCAGCGGCAGAGCGAGUUCGUAGACUCCCGCGGCGUCCACGUGGUUGUGGGCCGCUACGUGCCGGACUCCGGAGACUCCGCGUCAGAAGUCAACCUCACCAGAGAGGAACUGGACGGGAACGCGUUCUCGCCCGUGGCCGGCGAGGGCCGCGACGGGCAGCCCGUGUUCCUGCCGCCUGCCCUGCAGGGCCGCAGCCGGCGGCUGUACCGCGUCAACCGCUUCAACCUGGUCGCCUCCGACCGCAUCCCGCUCAACAGGUCGCUGCCCGACGUCCGCAGCAAGAGGUGCCAGCGGCUGUACGGCUCGGGCUCCAACGUGUCGCUGUCGGAGCUGCCGGCGGCCUCUGUGGUGAUCGUCUUCCACAACGAGGCGUGGUCCACUCUGCUGCGGACGGUCCACAGCGCGCUGCUUCGCUCCCCCAGGAGCCUGCUCCGCGAGAUCCUGCUGGUUGACGACGCCAGCGACAGGGCGUUCCUGGGAGAGCCCCUGGAGAGGCACGUGGCUUCGCUGGAGGUGCCGACGCGCGUCAUCCGCACUGGGCGGCGCGUGGGCCUGGUGCGCGCCAGGAUGCUGGGCGCCGAGGCCGCCGUGGGCAAGGUGCUCGUCUUCCUGGACGCCCACUGCGAGUGCACCGCGGGCUGGCUGGAAGCGCUAGUGCGUCGCGUGUGGGAGGACCGGCGCGUGGUGGCGUGCCCCGUGAUCGACAUCGUGAACGAGGACACGUUCGCGUACGAGCGCAGCUUCGAGCUGCACUGGGGCGCCUUCAACUGGGACCUGCACUUCCGCUGGUACGCACUCACCGCCGCAGACAUGAGGCGACGCCGAAAGGACCUCGCGCGCCCGUACAGCACUCCCGCGAUGGCUGGGGGACUGUUCGCCAUGGACCGCGACUACUUCUUCGAACUCGGCGGGUACGACGACCAGAUGGACAUCUGGGGUGGCGAGAACCUCGAGAUGUCCUUCAGGGUGUGGAUGUGCGGUGGGCGCGUGGAGAUGGUGCCGUGCUCACACGUGGGCCACGUCUUCCGCAGGUCGUCCCCCUACUCCUUCCCUGGCGGGGUCUCCACCGUGCUGUACUCCAACCUGGCCAGGGUCGCUCUCGUCUGGAUGGACGACUGGAAGGAGUUCUACUUCAAGUACAAUGCUGAGGCGGCCGCAGUUCGCGACCGCCAGACAGUCCGCCGCCGGCUGGAGCUGAGGAACCGGCUGCAGUGCCGCAGCUUCCGCUGGUACCUGGACACAGUCUGGCCCUCGCACUUUUUCCCCACCGAGGACCGCUUCUUCGGCAAGCUGGUGCACCAGGAGUCGGGUCUGUGCGCGCGGCGACCGGCGCCACGUCCCAGCGUCAACCAGCCGGCCGGCCCCGCGUCGCUGGGGCCUUGCGGGGGCGGCAGCCCGCGCGCGCACCUGCUGGCCGCCUUCGUGAUGCCGCGGCCGGGCUCCGAACCCGGGCCGCUCGCCACGGACGAGGCGCUGUGCCUGGAGGCGCCCGAGCGGCCGCAGCGCGCCCUCGCCGUUGCAGCGCUCGCCGCAUGCUCCGGUCUGGGCCGCCAGCGGUGGCGGUACAGCCAGAAGACACUGGCACUGGAGCACCCAUCAAGUGGUCUUUGUCUCACUGUGUCUGAUGAUUCAAAGUCACUUGUCACUGCCAAGUGUGAUGGCGGAACUAAGCAGCAGUGGACACAACAAUCCAUGCCGUGGAGGUGACAGUGAUCACUAACCGCAAUGGAAGGAAACAAGCAAGCCUUUCCAUCCCAGACAUUUCAUCUGGAUCUCUCUCCGAUGAGCACCAGACAGUGUAUAUUGUAUAAUUUUUUAAGUGUACUUGUCAGAAACUUAUGACAACCCACUGGCAUACAAUAAUGUUUCCUGGUUGUUGAUAACAUCUGGAUGUUGGCAAAAUGAAACAAUUGUAUCAACAUUUUUUUUUAAGAAAUGAAAUGCAUAAGUGUAAGGAAAA